GCUGAGCAGCUGCUGCUGCUCCCCAGCGGGGUGUGCGCGGGGAGAGCCCUUCCCUAGCGCCCCUCUGUGCCCAGCCGGGGGGACUUUCUCCGGGGGCUGGAACCAGCUGCUGAGCCGGAGCCUGCAGGCUGCAGAAUAACAUCCGUCCAGUCCAGCCACGUCAUCCCAGAAGCUAAAUGGCUUUAGCACAGCGUAUUCAGAUGCCCAUGACCUUUGAGGACGUGGCUGUGUAUUUCACCAAGGAGGAAUGGGCGCUGUUGGACAUGGGUCAGCGAGCCCUCUACAGGGACGUCAUGCAGGAGAACUAUGAGAAUGUGACCUCACUGGGAUUUCUGAUGUCCAGACCGGACUUGAUCUGUCAGCUGGAACAAGGGGAAGAGACGUGGGUCCCAGAUCUCCAGGGCUCGGAGGAAAGGGGGAUCCGGAGAGGUGCCUGCACAGCAGGUGACAAGAUCUUGUGUAAGAACGAGGGGGAGAAUCCUCAGCAGGAAGGGCCUGCACAAGUGGAACCACACGGGAUGGUAUUGGGAGGAUCCAGAGGAAAUGUUCCUGCACAGGGAGAAGCUGGUGGGAGUCAGAAUGGAUCAAAGAGGCAGAAGGAAAAGGACUCAAGGAAGGGACAAAGUAAAUCCACUUCCCAUGAGGGUGGUUCCAGAGACAGCAACAAAACCAUGGUCCAGCAGACUGGAGAGAUGCAGAAAAUAUGCAUAGACUGUGGGAAAAUCUUCAGUUGCAUCUCGCACCUCAUUAGACACCAGAGAACCCACACAGGUGAGAGGCCCUUUAAAUGCCCCGACUGCGGGAAAGGCUUCGGUCGGAGCUCGCACCUGGUUGUACAUGAGCGGAUCCACACGGGAGAGAGACCAUACAAGUGUGACGAAUGCGAGAAAAGCUUCAAUCAGAGCCCACACCUUAUUAGACACCAGAAACUCCACCUGAUGGAGAAACGCUGUAAAUUACCUGCCUGGGGUGGAGUGAAUACCGCAUUUCCCAGUUCCUUGAGUAUCCAGCUGCCUAUCGUUGGGAUCAGGGGGCAGCUGCAGGUGCCUCCGGGCUGCUCGGUGAAUCUCUGGCUCUGCCUCCUGUAGCAAACCGCAGGCAGAGGAGGAGAAGCCCUGAUCAGUUUUUCCUCAUUGCGGUGCUGCCAGGCCCCUCUGCCACUUGCCAGCCAGGUGGUGGUCAGGGAAAGAAGAACCCAGCUCCCCUAGACACUCAUCUCUGGGGACUCAAAUCCCUUUCCACUAACCAAUUCCUUGAGCUGAGCCACCUUUCUCAGGGCAGAGACCUGUCUCUGCACCAUCCUCUGGGACUUGAGCUGGGCCUCCCCCGCUUACCGGCGUUCAUGUGGGGUGGGUGCCCCAGAGGCCCUUCCCUUGCAGGCUUUCGGAGGAAACCAGGGAGAUCAACUGUUCGGGGGACUAGGAGAGGAAGAAUGGGCAGCGAACGGGUUGCUGGGAGUUUGAAUUGGGUGACUGAAUUAGCAAGUGAUCAGGUGCUGAGACGGGAUAACUCUGCACUAGUUGGCCAGAGCUCAUUGCUGCAAAGAGGAACACCAGCUCGAAGGAAAGGAACAAGGUGUUGUGUGCCAGGAUCACGGUUACUGUGUGCAAUAAUCUUCCCACCCAUGAGCCACCAGCAGCUCUGAGGCCAGCACUUAGGCAUUUUAGUCGGUCAGUGCAGAGUCGCAGCUCCAAAGAGUCGAUUUCUGAUGUUGGGUUAAAAUGACCUCAGAGCACCCUGGGCUAAAAGGGUAACUCAAGAAUGACAGCGCGGGGGGUUCCUCACUGGGAAUCUUCGAGAGAAAGUAGAGACCAGUCAUUUCCUAUGUGUAUUUGGGGUUUGCAACAAGCAGUGGGUGGUGGGAAAGGAAUGUGUGGCUUAUAUUUAUCUCUGGGGAAAUCACUGGGGUAUUGAACAGUAAUUAUGCCGAUUCUUUGGAAUGUCUAAAAUUAGUGACUAGUAUGGGUCACUGACAGUCCAGAUCUUUGCCCUUCCUGUGUCCUUCCCAAACGAGCAGAGUGGGGCUCAGUGAGGAGUCCCGCUGUGAUGCCACUCUGCUCACUGGGGAAUGGGAUUGAUUCUUUGAUGCCCGUUGCCCAUUUCAGGUGGCGUUUCACCCCCUCUGCGCUAGUUACUCCCUCUCCCAGAACUCUCUCUCUGUCGCACUUUUUUAUUUCUAUUUCGGUAAAUAAAACCUGCACCUA
Messenger RNA from Emys orbicularis (European pond turtle), 2204 nucleotides. Its product is annotated as zinc finger protein 436-like. The record is from RefSeq and is a predicted model, not a curated record. The transcript has 5 exons. The coding region runs from base 177 to 1088 and encodes 303 amino acids. Lineage: Eukaryota; Metazoa; Chordata; Testudines; Emydidae. Gene Ontology annotation, biological process: regulation of DNA-templated transcription.